AUGAAGGGCGGAGCGCUGCUGGCCUUGCUGGUGGCGUUGGGGAUUGGGGUGGGCGUCUACUACUUCCGGACGCACGUGUUAGAGGACUCGGCGUGGGAGCACACGCUCGAGCUCGACAGCUCAUCAAUUCGUCUCAAGCGCAACCCUGCAAAUGGCGGCAUAUUCGAAAUCUAUGGCAAGGACCACCUUGAUUACGCCCGCGCCUUGGGUUACGUGCACGCCAAGGACAGGCUGGUGCAGAUGGAGCUGCAGCGCCUGGCCGGUCAGGGUCGGCUGAGCGAGGCACUCAAGAGCGACGUCGGGUUAAUUGCCGUGGACACCUACUUCAGGUCCCUCAAGUACGUUGGCGUUCUGCUGCUGCUGCUGCUGCUGCUGCUGCUGCUCGCUUUUGUGCAGGACGCACGCGAGGCGGUGCCGAAGUUGGCUGCCGACGCAAAGGCGUUCCUCGAUGCCUACUGUCGUGGCGUGAAUUUCUACCUCGAUGAACACAGCAACUUUUGGGAGCAGCCGAUAGAUGGAGUGUCGAUGGACGCUCUGCGCGCCAUCUUCCCGACUCAGCUCAAGAACGUGGAGACCGAAGUUGUGGACUGCAUCAAGGAAGCCGACCUACAGAUCCCGACCAUUCCAGUGGAAGUCAAGUUCGCGCCAUACAUUCCGGCGUUCAAGGCGAGCAACAACUGGGUCAUUGGUCCCCAGCUCACCAAGUCUGGUUCUCCCCUGCAGUGCUACGACCCGCAUCUGGAUAUCGCUCGCCUUCCUGCGAUUUGGUAUGAGUUUGUGUUCCACUACGAGACUCCGGCGAAGCGAUACCUGAUGGGUGUGUCAGUUCCCGGCAUGCCAGGCAUCUUCUUUGGGCGAAAUAACGACGUGACCUUCGGAGUGACCUACGGCUUCAUGGACCAGAUCGAUUUCUUCUUCGAGAGGGUCCAGAACGGCAAGUACCUGCGCGAGGUGGAAACCACCGAUGAGCAGGGCAAUAAGGUGGUGCGCCAAGAGUGGCACGAAUUCCAGGUGAGGAAGGAAAUCCUCAAGCAAAAGGAGGGCGCCGAUGUCGAGCUUGUCUUCUACGAAAACGACAACGGCGUUAUCGAGAGGAAGUCGUACACGGGUCCGCUGCCCGAUGGACUGCACUUGACCAGGAAGUGGGCUUGGCGUGAGUUCGAGGCGAGCGACACCUCCGUCCUAUACCCUCCGCCGUCGGACAUCAAGACCGUUGCUGAGUUCCACGACAUCGCUCGUAACGUGCCGCUCUCAGCUAACUGGCUGAACGCGGACAGACAAGGCAAUAUCGGCUACCAGCAAAGCGGCCGCUUGCCUGCACGGGAUCCUUCUGUCAACUCGGCUCUUCCGCUUCUUGGAUGGAAGGCCUCGCACAGAUGGAACGGCUCGGUUGACACCAAUCAGCUGCUCCAGGUCAUCAAUCCUGCCAAGGGGUAUCUGGCCACGGCCAAUGACGACCUGCAGAACCCGGCACCUGGUGCGCCCAAGGCGAUCAACUACCACAUGGGCUUUUAUCGCGUGUCGAGGAUCAACGAGUUGAUCGAGAACAAGGGCAAAGACCACCUUGAGACUCCCGACAACGGCAAGCCGACUUGGGACGAAGAAGACAUGAAGCGAUUCCAGCUCGACGUCUACUCCAAGCAGGGCGAGUACUACAUGGAGCUGCUCGCGCCCAUCCUCAAGGCGAAGCCCAACUGCACGAGCUGCAGGACGCUGCUCGAGUGGGACGGCCGCUUCUCGACGGACAGCGUCGGGGCGACCGUGUUCACCCAAUUCCGUGAGGCCCUGCUGGACAAGCUCUUCGGCGAGAACGUGUUCGCCAAGGACGUGUGGAUGCACAUGACCCGCGAGUCGGGCGUCAUGCUCGUGUUCCAGUGGUACUUCGACCGCGUCCUCCUGUGGGACAUCUUCGAGCGCGAGGGCAUCAAGAACGCCUUUUUCGACUUCACCGAGGACAACGCCUACAUCCGCUACCUGUGGAACGAGUUCCUGGCCGAUCACGAGGACGCCACCACCGGCAAGCCGGGCCGCGAGGGCAAGGACGCAGCGGCGCAAGCGCGCAGGUCCCAGCUUCUGGAGCGCGUGGUCGACGAGUACCUGGUGCCGCGCAACGUGACGCGGGAACGGACCUAUGGAUCGGAUCACGCCAUGAUGAUGAAGAACAUCUUCUUCGACGGCAAGCUGCCCGGCUCGGUCGCCCUCGGCCUGGACGUCGGCCCCGUUCCCCUUGCGGGCUCCGGCUCGACCGUCAACCAGGGCUCGCUCUUCCGCGAGCAGGGACGCGAGCAGAGCUUCUGUCCGUCGUACCGCUUCAUCACCGAUCUCGCUCAGGACUGGGCCUACACCGCUAUUCCCGGUGCCAUCUCCGGUCGGCGGUUCUCGGGCCUCUACAUGGACUUCUCCUUCUUCCGCGGGCUCUACAAGAAGGUCUCAGCUGCGUAA
This is a messenger RNA of Acanthamoeba castellanii str. Neff, 2442 nucleotides long. RefSeq names its product penicillin acylase. The coding region runs from base 1 to 2442 and encodes 813 amino acids. Gene Ontology annotation, biological process: antibiotic biosynthetic process. The record is from RefSeq and is a predicted model, not a curated record. The transcript has 16 exons. NCBI's taxonomy places the organism in Eukaryota, Discosea, Longamoebia, Acanthamoebidae. Gene Ontology annotation, molecular function: hydrolase activity, acting on carbon-nitrogen (but not peptide) bonds, in linear amides.